AUGCUAUCUCCAUCAUGGAAGAGAGCCCUCAUAGCCCUCUACAGCCUUCUACUCACAGUUGUUGUUGUGGUAUAUGUUGUGGAUUUGAUUCUUUAUGAGGAGACCUGGGCUUGUACUGCUUGUCGGGGUGGUCAAGAAGCCUCUCCCAUCCCUCUAUUGGUGUACUUUUCAGUCUGGACUUUUUGGUUGACCAUUGCAGUCUUUUUGUCUUGGAUUUUCUUGGAGAAGAACACUGUAAACCAAGAGGGAGAAAGCAGUGACACAAUCAAUGCUGAUGAGGAACAAGGGGAAGACAAUGAGGCAGCUCCAACCAUGUCAAAAAGGAAGACCACUGCCCAAUAUCUGUUCUCCUUGGCUCUGCCAUUGGCCCUGACAGUAUCACUAACCUACACUUAUUACGUUGCCACAAAUCCAGCAUCUGAGUUUUUCGACAAUGACCUCUGUUACACCGCUUGGCGAUCAUCCAUAUCACGUGAAUUGGAAAAGUGGAUGGCUGAUUUGUAUCUAGUUGGUGCUGUCAUUGCAGAUUGGAUUGUACACUACCUUUGCAGUGUCUUGAUUUUGGUUCUCUACUUCUCCGGAGAACUACGUUACGUGGUUGCCCUCCCAUUGUCAACAAGUUUCUCCAUUUGCUUGGGCAUCAUCAUUGCUCUUGUCCAGCAGAGUGGCAAAACAGCUUACUGUGGGGGCGGCAUUUGGUUCAAUGUGGGGAUCAUUUGCAUGUUUACCCUGAUCUUUCAUGUUACAUUCUAUUUGGGAGCCAAUACAAGAAAAGUGGGUUGCUCUUGCUGCAUUAAUAAUGAUGCUCAACCAAAGGAAAACUGCAAUAGGCCUGACUGUAAGGAUGCCAAGAGAGGUCUUGACAUGCCUGGAAGUGAUCUUAGUAUCCCUGGAGGGGAUCUUAGUAUCCCUGGAUAA
Seminavis robusta is the source of this 918-nucleotide messenger RNA. The record is from the annotation of a GenBank genome assembly. Lineage: Eukaryota; Bacillariophyta; Bacillariophyceae; Naviculales; Naviculaceae.